AUGGAGAUGUGGAGGGCAAUAAAUCCUGUAAAAAAUUGUCCAGACAAAAUAAAUACUAAAUAUGAACAAAUCUCUAAGAUGGAUGACUUAUUCGAUUAUAAUCUUCGUAUGACAACGUUUAAAAAAAGAGAAGGGACAGAAACCAGAAUUGGUUACAUUUUUGCAGGUGUUUAA
This is a messenger RNA of Entrophospora candida, 174 nucleotides long. Lineage: Eukaryota; Fungi; Glomeromycota; Glomeromycetes; Entrophosporales; Entrophosporaceae. The record is from the annotation of a GenBank genome assembly.